This is a messenger RNA of Triplophysa rosa, 3525 nucleotides long. It is a transcript of the gene med24, whose product is annotated as mediator complex subunit 24. Gene Ontology annotation, cellular component: mediator complex. The record is from RefSeq and is a predicted model, not a curated record. The transcript has 26 exons. Gene Ontology annotation, molecular function: transcription coregulator activity. The coding region runs from base 113 to 3115 and encodes 1000 amino acids. NCBI's taxonomy places the organism in Eukaryota, Metazoa, Chordata, Actinopteri, Cypriniformes, Nemacheilidae.
GUGGAAUCUUCCUUCCCAAUAUGGCGACGCUGUAGAGUUGCGAAUUGUAAAUGAACAAGACCCUGAUGCUUUGACUGCAUAAAGUAAACUGUUUUGUGGUUUAUAGACAGACAUGAUGAAGGUGGUGAAUCUGAAGCAGGCGAUCCUGCAGGCUUGGAAAGAGCGAUGGAGUGAUUAUCAAUGGGCGAUUAAUAUCAAGAAGAACUGCCCUAAAGGAGCUACAUGGGACUACCUCAAUCUAGCAGAAGCUCUUCUGGAGCAGGCUAUGAUUGGCCCGUCACCGAACCCUUUGAUCCUGUCCUACCUGAAAUAUGCCAUCAGUUCACAGAUGGUGUCCUAUUCCAGUGUGCUGACUGCCAUCAGCAAGUUUGAUGGUUUUUCACAGGAGCUCUGUAUCAAAGCAUUGCUUGAGAUUAUGGACAUGUUCUCCCAUCGGCUCAGCUGUCACGGGAAGGCGGAGGAAUGUAUCGGGCUGUGCCGUGCCAUGCUGUGCAGUGUAGUUUGGCUCCUGCAGGGCUGCGCAUGGUGCUGUGAACGACUGCGGGAUCCCAGCCCUCCGCCUGCAGUGGAGAACAGUCUGAGAGCCUUUCUGGAGCGCAUGGCAAAUCUACUGCACAGCACCAAAAACAGAGCCCUGGUGCACAUCGCCCGCCUGGAGGAACAAGCGUCCUGGUCCAAUGUAGAGCAAGCUUUGCUGAAGCUGUCAGAGAAUCUUGGUGCUGUAACAAAUCCAACGCUAAAGGAAAAGCUCGAGGAGUGCGUUUUAUUGGUUAAGAGUAUUCCUCAGAUGUUGUCUCUUCAGUGCGAUCCACCAGUACACACUUCAUUUCCAUCUGUCCACGCUUUCAUCAUGCUGGAGGGAACCAUGAACCUCACCGGAGAGACGCAGCCGCUGGUGGAGCAGCUCAUGAUGAUCAAGAGAAUGCAGAGUAUACCAGCUCCACUGUUUGUGCUGGAGAUCUGGAAGGCCUGUUUCACUGGUCUCAUCGAGUCUCCGGAGGGGAAUGAGGAGCUCAAAUGGACGGCCUUCACUUUCCUCAAGAUUCCUCAGGUCUUGCUAAGGCUGAAGAAAUACCCACAGGGAGAGAAGCCCCAGGAUUUCGCGGAGGACGUGAAUGUGGCUUUUGAGUAUCUCCUGAAGCUUACUCCACUGCUGGACAAAGCAGAUCAGAGAUGCAAGUAUGUCCCUGCCGAAUCGCACAAUAAUGACUGUGACUGCUUGAGUCUGUUACUGCAGGAAUGUAAUAAACUGGGCUUGUUGUCUGAGGCACACGCUGCCAAUCUCACGGCAAAACGGACUGAAGAUAGAGAACAUGCGCCCAGGCUGAAGACAGCAGAGAACGCCAAUAUUCAGCCCAACCCAGGCCUCAUACUGAGAGCUGAACCAACGGUCACCAACAUCCUGAAGACAGUGGAUGCAGACCACUCUAAGUCUCCCGAGGGGCUGCUGGGAGUUUUGGGUCACAUGCUCUCAGGAAAGAGUCUUGAUUUGCUAUUGGCUGCUGCUGCAGCCACUGGAAAACUCAAAUCUUUUGCUCGCAAGUUUAUCAAACUGAACGAGUUUCCCAAACACAUCAGUGGAGAAGGAUCAAAGUCUGCGUCAGUGCGAGCGCUGCUGUUUGAUAUUUCCUUUCUCAUGCUGUGUCACGUCGUGCAGACGUACGGCUCUGAGGUGAUUCUCUCGGAGCCCAGUCCAUCCGGUGAGACGCCCUUCUUUGAGACGUGGUUGCAAACGUGCAUGCCAGAGGACGGGAAGACCCUGAAUCCGGACCACCCGUGCUUCAGACCCGAGUCUGGGAAGGUGGAGAGUCUGGUGGCUCUGCUUAAUUCCUCUUCUGAGAUGAAGCUUGUUCAGAUGAAAUGGCAUGAGAUCUGUCUCAGUACGCCAGCUGCCAUACUGGAGGUGUUGAACGCCUGGGAGAACGGAGUGUUAUCUGUGGAAGCCGUUCAGAAGAUCACUGACAACAUCAAAGGGAAAGUGUGCAGUAUGGCCAUCUGUGCGGUGGCUUGGCUGGUAGCUCACGUUCGGAUGCUGGGAUUGGAUGAGCGAGAGAAACCUCAGACUAUGAUUCGCCAGCUGAUGACUCCUAUGUCUGGAGAAAACAAUUUACAGUUCUACCACGAGCGUGUGGUUAUCAUGAGCUCUAUUCUGGAGCACAUGUGUGCAGAUGUGUUUCAGCAGACUGGACUGUCCCUGCGGCCGGCGAUCGAGGGUCAGGAGCCCAUUCCGUACCGGAACCUUCUGCCAGCCCGCCAGCCCAUUCGUGAGGCGCUGCAGACUGCGUUCAGAGAAGUUCUGGAGAAGGGCUGGGUGGACUCCCGCGCCUUCCACCUCUUUGAGAAUCUGCUGCAUAUGGGAGGAGUCUUCUGGUUCACCAAUAACCUGGUUAAGGAGCUGCUGAAGGAGACCCGUAAGGAGUGGGCGUCUCGUGUGGUUGAGUUACUGUACAGUAUCUUCUGCUUGGACGCCCAUCAGAUCACCUUGACACUGCUGGGUCACAUCCUGCCCCGCCUCCUCACUGACCCCGCCCACUGGCACAGCCUGGCAGACCCGCCCGGGCGAGCCCUUGCCAAGUUGUCGGUGUGGUGUGCUCUCAGUUCCUACUCUUCUCAUCAUAAGGGUCAAGCAUCAGCAAGACAGCGCAAGAGGCAACGCGAGGACAUAGAGGACUACAGCAGCCUGUUCCCAUUGGACGAUACACAGCCAUCUAAGCUGAUGCGUCUGCUGAGCUCCAAUGAGGAUGAGACGGUUGUGCUGUCCAGUCCAGGUGAUCGUUCAAUGAGCAGUUCACUGUCUGCUUCUCAACUUCACACCGUCAACAUGAGAGAUCCUCUCAACAGAGUGUUAGCAAACCUGUUCCUGUUGGUUUCGUCUCUGUUGGGGUCUAAGACAGCAGGUCCUCACACACAGUUUGUUCAGAGCUUCAUCGAGGAGUGUGUGGAGUGCUCCGAGCAGGGCAGCCGCGGCAGCAUCCUGCAGUUUAUGCCCUUUACCAUGAUUUCUGAACUGGUGAAACUUCAAGCGCUGGCAAAACCCAAAACGGUUCUGUCCAUCACAGAUCUGAGCCUUCCACUGGGACGGAGAGUAGCAGCGAAAGCCAUCGCUGCUCUGUAGAGAAUUGUGCUUUGCCAUCAACAGCAAAACUGUUUUCCUGGUAGAAAUCAACGUAUUUUCAUCACUGCUACUUGCAUCAUUUAACAAAACUUCUGGUAAGCUCUGGACUUUGAUCAGAAGUGGAACAGCUGUCAGAUGGGUACUGAUGUGGCUUUGACGUCUGUUGUGUGCAGGACAGCUCAGUGUUAGUUCUGAUUUCACACACGUGGGCACAUCUGUGAAGUGACACAGCUGCUGACUGAUGACACUGAUGUGCCAAGUAUGUCCGAGAAAACAUUUGUGAUAUUGCUUUUUUAUACGUUCCAUAAGUUCCAUUUAUUGCAGACUUUCCAGUUUUUUUUUAUAAUGGGAAAAAGUGAAAAACCCCAGACUGCAUUUUUACUAAAAUCGCAAUAAAAUGGUAAAUCUGA